AUGUUGGUGGAUGUAGGCUGCUUCAACCGUGCUGCGGCAGCUCUUUGGAGCACCAAGGGACGGGGGAAAGUGUCUGCAACCCGCACCAGGCAUGAACCAGAUGUGAAGCAUGUUGCUCUUUCCAGGGAUCCAGAUCUUGUGAUUGUUCUGGCGCCCUCUAAUAAUUUGACGGCUUCCAGAACAAUCCAAGAGGCUGGAGCGGCUUUUUGCCGUUACCUGGAAACUGUCUGUGACAGCUGGACCAACGUUGUGGUUGCUGACUUCGUACCUCGUCUAACAGUCGGCAGGGAAUACCAGGACAUGAUGCGUCAUGAGUUCCAACGUGUGGCUGCUCAUUUACGUCUCACAUACUGGCACUGGGCUGACCACUUCCCGCUCCACUCUGUUGAGUUAUGGUCCCGUGAUGGGGUGCACCUUGGUGACGACAGGGGGAUACUUCGCCUUGCAGACCUGAUCUGGAACUCCACCUACCAGCACCUGGAGACCUUAGCUGCCAAGGUACCUCGUAGGGCCUCUCCACCACAAUCCACAAGAGUUUCUCCCCGGAUUGUGGUGAAGGGAAAUGCCCCGGUCCCUCGUCCACUCACUCCUGAGUGGACAUGUGUGGGACCAAGCAUGAAGGUGGCUGCAGCUGCAGCUCCAAAAGAAAAGUUUCACCUCCCCCUCCAACCUGUGUACUUCUCCAGUGACAUCCUGCAGGCCAUGGACAAGGCAGUCCCAUCAUUUCUUGGUGAAGGUGUUCCUACGGACAAACUGGCUAGGCCAGCUGUUCACCCCAAGAAACCAGGAGUUUCAAAGCGAAAGAGGAUUCAGAAGCAGACAUUACCUACACCAACUACUACUGUGUCGGCUGCUGUGACAGAAGUCGCUACAUCGGAAAAGACUUCCAUUCGACCAACCAGAAAGGACACCACACUAACUGCUCCUUUGGGUGUGUCAACAUAUGAGGUAAACAGUUCUUUGUGAAAUAUCACUGUUUUCACAAACUAGAUUAGGAGUUCUACAUUUUACAAAUGA
Messenger RNA from Melanotaenia boesemani (Boeseman's rainbowfish), 1017 nucleotides. RefSeq lists its product as uncharacterized. NCBI's taxonomy places the organism in Eukaryota, Metazoa, Chordata, Actinopteri, Atheriniformes, Melanotaeniidae. The transcript is spliced from 9 exons. The record is from RefSeq and is a predicted model, not a curated record. Bases 1 to 966 code for a protein of 321 amino acids.